This is a messenger RNA of Physcomitrium patens, 2495 nucleotides long. Its product is annotated as cyclin-dependent kinase C-2. Gene Ontology annotation, molecular function: ATP binding; RNA polymerase II CTD heptapeptide repeat kinase activity. Lineage: Eukaryota; Viridiplantae; Streptophyta; Bryopsida; Funariales; Funariaceae. Gene Ontology annotation, cellular component: cyclin-dependent protein kinase holoenzyme complex; nucleus. Gene Ontology annotation, biological process: positive regulation of transcription elongation by RNA polymerase II; protein phosphorylation. The record is from RefSeq and is a predicted model, not a curated record.
GGGAGAGAAGGGAGAGAAGGGGAGGGAGAGAGGGAAGGGGAGGUGAAGCCAAAUUUAACACCAUAGCUCUCGAUGAUUUCAUGUCCAUUCUCGUAUUUUGUUUUGUUGCUGUAUGCUUUCCAUUUCUCGCUUCGUUUCCCAACAUUCGCGCGGAUUAUGUAGGCACAGGUGAACCGAGGAUUAGUGUCGUUUGUCGCGGAUUUUCAAGGUUUUUGUAGGGUUUCGCGAGCAUUGCGAGCGAGAGGAGCUUACCGGAGCUCUGAGCGAUAGGGUUCGCGAUGCGGUGACGAGUUCUAGGCUUGCUAAGGGAGGGGAGGGCCGGAGGUGUACUCGCGAGGGCCGUGACUCUGCCGUGAGAGUCGAUGAUGGCGGUCGCCUUGCCUGGGCAGCUGAAUUUGGACGAGACUCCGACAUGGGGGUCGCGGAGCGUUGAUGUGUAUGAGAAGAUUGAGCAGAUUGGAGAGGGGACUUACGGGCAAGUGUACAUGGCAAAGGAUAAAUCGACAGGUGAAGUUGUUGCGCUGAAGAAAGUUCGUAUGGACAAUGAGAAAGAAGGGUUUCCAAUCACUGCCAUUCGAGAAAUCAAGAUUCUGAAGAAGUUGCAACAUGCGAAUGUCAUUAAAUUGAAGGAGAUUGUGACCUCUAAAGGACCCGAGAAAGAGGACAACAUCAAGCCAGGCGAUGCGAGUAAGUUCAAAGGUUCUAUUUACAUGGUGUUCGAGUACAUGGACCAUGAUCUGACUGGUCUUGCAGAUCGACCUGGAAUGCGCUUCUCUAUUCCCCAAAUCAAGUGUUAUAUGAAGCAGCUUCUCACAGGUCUACAUUACUGCCAUGUGAACCAAGUGCUUCACAGGGAUAUCAAAGGUUCAAAUCUUCUUAUCGACAACAAUGGCAUUUUGAAGCUUGCCGACUUCGGGCUUGCAAGGUCUUUCUCCAACGAUCAGAAUGGUCAACCAUUAACUAAUCGGGUCAUUACUCUUUGGUAUAGGCCCCCUGAGCUGUUGUUGGGCUCCACAAAGUACACUCCAGCGGUGGACAUGUGGUCAGUGGGAUGCAUUUUUGCCGAGCUUCUUAACGGAAAACCCAUCCUUCCCGGAAGGAACGAGAGCGAACAGUUCCAAAAAAUCUGCGAACUUUGUGGGUCUCCUGAUGAGACCAACUGGCCUCGUGUCAGUCAGUUGCCUUACUACAAUCAAUUCAAGCCUGAGAGACUAAUGAAACGUCGUGUGAAGGAUGUGUUCAAGCAUUUUGACAGACAUGCUCUUGAGCUCUUGGAGCGGAUGUUGACAUUGGAUCCUGAUCAUCGAAUUUCUGCUAAAGAUGCGUUGGAUGCUGAAUACUUCUGGGUUGAACCUUUUCCAUGCCAACCAAGCAGUUUGCCGAAAUAUGAAGCUUCUCAUGAAUAUCAGACCAAGAAGAAAAGGCAGCAACAGCGGCAACAACAAGAGGAGCAGGCAAAGCGCAUGAAGGUCUUACAUCACCCAGCUCCUCACACACGCCUGCCACCGAUUCAGCAACAACCUCUACGUCCUGGUCCUCAUCAACCUGGUCACAACUUGGGGCCUCCAAGUCAUGCAAUUGGCAUGCCCAAUCAGCACAGCAAUUAUAAUAGGGCUCAAGGGGGUAAUAAUCAAGGCCGAGUUCCUGGAGGAGGGCGUCCUCCUCAUGGAGGGCCCAAUCAAAACGUUGGAUAUGGAGGACCUAAUCGUGGUGGACCAGGAGGGGUCUAUGGAGGGCCUGCGCAGCCGAGUGCAUAUACAGCUCCUAACUUGGGGCACCAGGGCGGAAGGGGAGGUCCUUAUGGUGGCCCCACUGGAGGUGCGUAUGCUGCUGGUCCAUAUGGAGGUGGUCGAGGUCCACCAAUUGGUGGUCGAGGACAGCAGUUUGGUGGCAUGGCUGGUGGUCCACAGCCUCCUGCUUAUGGUGGUCAGCAUUACAUGCAGCAGCCAACAGCACAGUAUGUAGACAUUGAUGGAGCUUAUGCUCGAGCAUCUCACUCUGGGUUUCAACCUCUGUCUCCUCGUCGACCAGACUAUCGACAGCAACAGCGUUAAUUCUGCUCUAAAUUUUGGGACGUGCUGAUCUUUGGUAGAUCUUUACUCUGUUAUUAUCCUAGGUGUUCUAAUGAAGCCAAAGGGAAAAAAACGAGAGCUUUGGGGAAACCCUUUGUAAACUAAAUAUGUUUUGCACAGUGACUCGCAGCUACGUAGUUAGCAGUUGGGGUGGAGUUUAGGUAGUCGUGUAUUGAAAAUCAAUGCAUGUACGGUCGCAGUUGACCCGAUUAUGGUUCUUUCCUCCUUUCUGGACCUUUCUAUUUAGGAAUUUUGCUUCGGCGACGUCAAGUUCACGCUGAAUGCCAGCUACGUAAUUUUUUUUGCAAUUAUGAUAAACUCAAACAGGUUAAACGAGAAUCUUAGAUAUUUCAAAAGCAGUGUAACUUGGAGACAUGCAAUGAAAAACAAUAUCGUAUUUUUUGAAUACGUCAAUACUUUUAA